This is a messenger RNA of Mobula hypostoma (lesser devil ray), 3052 nucleotides long. It is a transcript of the gene fxn, whose product is annotated as frataxin. NCBI's taxonomy places the organism in Eukaryota, Metazoa, Chordata, Chondrichthyes, Myliobatiformes, Myliobatidae. The transcript has 5 exons. Bases 131 to 697 code for a protein of 188 amino acids. Gene Ontology annotation, cellular component: mitochondrion. Gene Ontology annotation, biological process: intracellular iron ion homeostasis; iron incorporation into metallo-sulfur cluster. Gene Ontology annotation, molecular function: iron chaperone activity; ferroxidase activity; ferrous iron binding. The record is from RefSeq and is a predicted model, not a curated record.
GUCGCCUUUACUUCCGGUCGUUUUCAUGCCGGCGCCCGGUGAGGGUGAGCGCGCAGUACAGCCAGCCGUACUCGAGGCAGGGCGCAACUAACGGACAUUUGAUGACAGCGUUAGCCUACUGCCGGUGACAAUGGCAGGCAUUCUGAACCGGAGUCGCCUCUGCCUCUGCCCAAUGAUCCAACAGUUUGCUCGCUACCCGAGGCCGACAGACAUCAGGGGACUGCGGCACGCAAAUAGCCGCUUUCCCACGAAUUUCCAUUCAGAAAAAUGUUUAAAGCUCCAAACAAAAGAAAUCCAUUCCUCAAUUUUAAGAAGAAUGGAAAAUACAAGCUUGCUGGAUGAAACCACCUAUGAAAGAAUUGCAGAGGAAACACUGGGUCUUUUAUCUGAUUUCUUUGAAGAUCUUGCAGAUCAGUCUUUUGUUCCAAAAGACUACGAUGUAACAUUUGCGACUGGUGUGCUGACAAUAAAGUUGGGGGAAUCUUUGGGAACUUACGUGAUUAACAAACAGACUCCAAACCGACAGAUCUGGCUCUCAUCUCCAAUCAGUGGUCCUAAACGAUAUGAUUGGACUGGAAAGAAUUGGAUCUAUUCUCACGAUGGAGUUUGUUUACAUGAACUGCUCACAAAAGAGUUCUCCACGAUGUUCAAGACCAAAGUGGAUGUACUUGCAGUCACUGAUAUGAGUUAUGUGUGACCCUGCAAGAAACUAUGAUUCUGAAGAAAUAUUUUGCAGAUAUUAUGUAUGGAACCUUGUUCUUUUGAUGGGAACUGGAACACUGUGAAGACUGGAUUCAACUUAUAUAUUCCUGAUUAAAUUACUGCACUUCUUUCCACUGGAGUCUUGCUUAUCACUGAAUGAUGGGAAACUCUUCCAAUAUAUUUUGUUUUCAUAGUCUGGGUUUUUUUUAAAUUUCAUGCAUUCUUUCCAUGAUAAAUUGCUGAUUUGUUUUCUAAAUUUAGUUUAUGUAAUGCAUUGGAAAAUAAUAUUGGAUUGUUAGCUCAUUUGCUUUCUGUUAAUUAUGACAAUUUUCUAUAAUUUUGUUUUGCUGCAGCAUGGAAUUUAAGCAUUAAUACCAAACUACAUUUAACCUUAAUAUCCUCGAUCUUUAAAAAAAUCUAUAUUUUCUUAGCUGUGGAAAAAUUAUUAUAUCAUCCAUUAACAAAUGGGUAAACAUUCCUUUCUGGGUUCCUGCUGGGGAGCAGAAUAUGAAAGGAUGGCAGGAUGGAUAUUCAAAGCUGCAGCCUCGUAGUCCUAUUCAUAGCUCAAUUUUAGUUCGGGGAAGGAAAUUAACUGAAACAUUUAAAGCAAGGAUUAUGUAACUUUUUUGCAUUUAUUUUGAAGUGCUAUUAACUAGAUCAUAUUUGCCAAUCACUGGUAUAUGUCAGGAAAGAAGAUUAUUCUUGUUUCCAUAGUAGCUGAAUUUGCCCUCUUUGUCCUGGUUGGUAAGGUGGGAGACAAGUCCAAGGUUGCUCAUUGUUUGAAAUGUAGGUUAAUGCUUCAGUUACUUUUCACUCACCAAAAAUAAUUUGUAUCAUCAUUUAACAACCAAAAAUAAUAGUGGUACAGGACGUAACUGGAUGAGGAAGCAUACAUAUGGUGACACAAAAUGGACUGAAGAAGGAGGGGAAACAAAACAGUAUACAGUGGACAAACAAGAGAAGAUCUGCAGAUGCUGGAAUUCCAAGCAACACACCCAAAAUGCUGGAGGAACUCAGCAGGCCAGGCAACAUCUAUGUAAAAAAGUAGCUGAUGUUUCCAGCCAAGACCCUUUGGCAGAACUGGAGAACUACUCAUCUCUAUUUCUCCAUUCCUGCUGAAGGGUCUUGGCCCAAAAUGUCAAGUAUAUAGUGGAUUCUGAUUAAUUGCACUAUUGGUUAAUCGAGGACCCGCUUAUCUGGAACAACUCUUAAAGCACAAAAACUAAUUGAGAAAAUAGCCAGGAUUUCCAUUGUUACUAUUUGGGACACUAUAUUGCUUAAUUGGGUCAGGAGACUGUUGCCGAACAGUUUCUAACUAGAGUCAGACGUGUGCACUUACAUGGCCGUUAGACACUACACUGCUUAGAGUGAACAGUUUUUAAGUAGUGUCAGCUGCAUGAGCUUGUGUUCAAAAAGCAGUGAUUUCUGUCACUGCUAGUUAGUUAGCAAGAAAUAAGCAGCAAGACAAUUCAGAACUGGCUGUGGUUUCAAGCAUUCAGGCUUGGAAAUAGCUGGGAGUGAAAAUGAAAUGAUUUCAGUACUUCAACAAGUUAGGAACUACCAAGUAUUUGAAGGUAUCAACAAACAUCUUGAAUGUUACAAUGGAAAUGAAGAUUUGUAGGAUGCAGUCGUUGAUAGCAUUGUAUAAAGGAAGUCCAUUAUCUACACUAGGUGUCUGCGCUGAUUUUCAUUGUUUACAGUCAAACAAAAGAACGUGGCAGCAUACAGGUACACUGAAUGAAUUUCUCUGUCAGUAACAAGUGGGUAUUAAUACACAGUUUUAUAGUACUGUAGUAUUGAUAGUGUCAAAUAUGUUCUUUAUUUCAUUUAAGUACAUAAUUUGUUACUCAGUUAAUGGUAGUUUGUCUUUUUUAUACCUUUAUAACCUUCCAAAGUGUACUAGUCCCAAGGUGGCCAUAUUAACCAGAAUCCAGUGUAUUUGCUUACCACUUCUGUCAAGUGGAGUAGAUAUACAGUCUGAAAACUAACCUCAAUUACCAAUCUUCUCAGUAUGUACUCUGCGGUUGCCUUUAAUAUUUUCAUUUCAUACAGUUACAGUUAACUAUGACAGAAAAGCAGCAGUUUGAUGUUGCAUAUUGAGAUUUAACAGCCAAUUGACAACCACCUGGGCUAAGUGGAUUGCUUCAAUUCCUCCAUGACGUUCAAGGUUGGAAUAGGAAUUUAGAAUAUGACUCUUUAAUUGUACUUCACUGCAAAGAGUUUAAAUCUAUAUCGUCACAUUUUGGUACAUAAUAAACCCACCUUGCAUUUCCAAACAAGUCUUGCUCAGUCCACUAUUGUAGUUGGAAUCCCAUUAGCUCUCCAAAUGCGGUGAAUUUACAGAAAGGCG